UACUUUUAAUUGGUUUAGCAACUUCUUCUAUGGGGAGAAGACACAAGACAAGAAUGAUGGACUAUCCCAGCACCUGUGUUAAUGGAUUUUCAAUCAAUGUGGACCCCACCUCUUCCUGCACCCCACCCCAUUUCUGCAGACAUUCCUUGGUUUGUAAAGACCCCGUGCUUUAUACCUGAAGUGGAAGAAUAUCAAAUUCGACCAAGAAAACAAAGCAUUUCUUAAGUAAACAGUAAGGAGCUCCGAAGAGUGGGACCUGCAGGUCUCAAAGGCCUUGGUCCCUGAUGGUCCAGUUAUAUUUUGAUUUAUGUCGGCCUGUGAUUGCCCCUGUUUUGACCCAAGAGAGGAUUGUGUGGGAAGUUUGUCUGUGAGAUAGAGCUGCGGCGUUGCUCUGCAGAGUGUCUGGAGCCUAAGUGGAUGCAGUGUCCCCGUCCAGCCUCUGAUAAGUAGGGAAAGUGCCCACUCUGCUCAGCUGGGAGGCCAGCGCGGUCGUUAAGCCUGUGCACUCAUUCUGUGAGGAAGAGGACAGCCGUAGUAACAUCAGCGAAUUUUUUCCUCAACCUCAGGUUUUAUUCUGAAAGUGUCUAGCAUUGCUGAAGUCAACAAAGCAGUAGAAACUGGAUCAGAGAAUGGCAAAUACCUAUGUCACUGCGCCUGAUGGGUACUGUCUUGCCGAACCCGCACAGCAUUUCGAUAUUUUGCCAGAACAAAUCCAUUACCAGCUGUGUGACACCGAUUUCCAAGACCCACCCUAUUGUCCGUAUUCUACUGCUCAGUUCCCUCCAGCUCUACAGUCCCCAACUUUACAAAGCCAUUUCAACACAUAUGGCUUGGAUCCACACUACGGUGGUGGCGGUUGGAGGGGACUUGAUGCUCGUGAAUCGAGUCAGUCCACUUACAUGGUUGCUCACAAUGAGGAGGAUGGAUUCCCUGGGAUACAAAGCUCCCAACCAACUUGUUCUUUCCGCUGGAAGGGGCAAGAUGAGCUCUGCGUGGUCUGCGGUGAUAAGGCGUCUGGAUAUCACUACAAUGCACUUACUUGUGAAGGCUGCAAAGGUUUUUUCCGCCGUAGCAUCACCAAAAAUGCAGUCUACAGGUGCAAGAAUGGCGGCCACUGUGAGAUGGAUAUGUACAUGCGCAGAAAAUGCCAAGAGUGCAGACUGAAGAAGUGCAAGGCAGUGGGGAUGCUGGCAGAAUGUUUGCUCACAGAGAUCCAGUGUAAGUCAAAGAGGCUUCGCAAGAACUUCAAGCAGAAGAUUGCCCUUUACUUGGAUGUCCAAGGGGAAGAUGACGGAGCAGACAGCAAGCUUGUGUCAUCCACCACCAGAUCUGGAAAAGGGGUUCAGGAAAGCAUGACACUAACUCAAGAGGAACAUCAUCUUAUGAAUACCAUAGUGACUGCUCACCAACAAUUCACGGUCCCUCUAGGGGAAACAAGUACCUUUGAGUAUUCCAACCCUGAACUAAGUUUUCUGAGACUCUCAGAGGCAGCAGUCCCACACAUACAUAUGCUGAUAAAUUUUACCAAGGGACUCCCAGGAUUUGAAAAUUUAACCAGUGAGGAUCAGAGUGCAUUACAGAAGGAGUCGAAGACUGAAGUGAUGUUCCUUCUCGCAGCCCAGCUUUACAGCGGGAAAGAAUCAACCUCUGGAAGUACUAUGAGACCAUCAAAGCCCUCAGCUCCUGCAGUGAAAGCGCAUAAUCAGGGCAAUGAUGAAAAUGUUUAUUCUUUGGAAAACCUUUUCAAGGAAGGCGGUCCUUCUGCUACUCUAACUGGUAUUACUAAAGAAUUCAUUGCCUCACUGUCUUACUUCUACAGAAGAAUGAGUGAACUUAAUGUAACAGAUACUGAAUAUGCUCUGCUUACAGCAACAACAGUGCUUUUCUCAGAUCGUCCAUGUCUUAAAAAUAAGCAGCACGUAGAAAAUUUACAAGAACCAGUUCUCCAGCUUUUGUUUAAAUAUUCGAAAGUGUACCGUCGGGAAGAGCCCCAGCAUUUCGCUCACCUCAUAGGGCGGCUUACUGAACUGAGAACUCUGAGUCACAGGCACUCGGAAAUCCUCAGUGCCUGGGAAACAAAGGACCCCAGACUGCUUGUGUUACUCUCUGAGAAGUGGAAUUUGCAUGCAUUUUACUGAAACAGAGAAUUUUGAGGUUUGUCUUAAAAUUUCAAAAUCAAAAUUGGAUGACCGAUUGGAAAAUUGUAAACAAAACCACAGUGUUACCACACUUCACUAUAAAAUGGAGAUCCCAAGGGCUCAUCAGAUUUUGUGGAAUUUUGGACUCUACUCAGUAGAGAAACACUCUAGGAUUCUUCUCAAUGGAGCCAUGUGGUGGCACAUUUCCUGUGCUUGGGAGAUGGUUGCAACAGCCUGACUUUAAGGCCAUCCUGGGUUGGAUAAUAAGACUAAGAAAGAGAAGAACUGAUGGCCAUUGUUUCUUCAUGAGUCCUUUACCUAAGGAAACGAAUUGUUUUCAUUUAGCUGAAAAUAUCCAAUGUAUAAAUGUAAACAGAGGUUAGCUGAUGGUUGUAUAAGGCAGUGUGUCUGCCCCACUGAUUAAGGACACAGUGAUGGAAUAAGAAGCUGGCUUAAACCUCUUCUUGUGAUGGCAUUUCAUGGAUGAUUAAAGAGGAAAAGAUCUUU
This is a messenger RNA of Myodes glareolus (Bank vole), 2645 nucleotides long. The record is from RefSeq and is a predicted model, not a curated record. NCBI's taxonomy places the organism in Eukaryota, Metazoa, Chordata, Mammalia, Rodentia, Cricetidae.